CUCGUUGGCCAAGGUUCAUGACUUGGACCUCUGGAAAGGGAAUAUACUGGAUACCUUCAGGGUCAAAGGUAGUUGGGAAAAUGGCAUAACAAAGAAAACCAUGGCAGAAAGGAACCAAAAGUCAUUAUUGCUAAACUGAAAUUUCUCUGAGAAGAGUGAUAUACCAAAUUUAUUAAUGUAUACUUAGCAUCUAUCACUGCACCAUACAUUACAAAUGUUUGUUGAAUAAAUCAGUGAAUGAGUACUGAUUAGGAUCUUUUGAGAUUCUUAACCUUGACAAGUGAUCUAUGAAUUUAAUAUUUAAAAUAAUUUUAAUGUAGAAGAGAUAUAUAAAAUAUUCCUAAUGUAGAAAAUGUAUUUAAUCAACAGAUUUCAUUGAGCAUCCAUUAUGUGCAAGGGACUUAGGUACAAAGAGAGGGGAAAGCAUCCAUAAGCUCAUCCUCAAGAAACAACUGCUAUUAACAUCUUGAGUAUUUUUCCUCUUUUCUUUUCUUAGGAGACAUAUUCUGUGAAUUCACUUUACUACAUCAGACAACCAUAUAUGAUAAUCAGCAAAUAAAAUUUUCAAUGUAUGUCUGACCCUUUUAUUUAAAUGAAGAGGACUAUUCUAAUUUUCUAGUCACUUGCCUCAACUUUUCAAGUUCCAUUUCAGUGUAUGAAAGCUUGAAAUUUAAGGAAAAGUGAAGAAGAGAUGUGAGGGGGAAAUUAAAAAUAAGUUUCACUCACAUUUUUAAAUUCACUUUCAUAAACCCUAAAUAACCUACAAUUUAAGUUAUUAAAAUUUUAGUUCAGGAGAUUUUCCCAGCCUUUUGCUGGUGAAAGCUUUCCCUGAUAGACAGAUUCAGGAUUUGGGACAGGAGAUCCUGGUCUUUGAGGCCAAAGCAAAAAUCUCAAACUCUUCUUUCAGAUCUAUUUUGCUCCAAGUGAAACCUGAAGCAUUUAAAAAUCCAUCCAUGUAUAAUAACACCCCAGGCUUUUUUCUUAUCAUCAUGACUUGAAAAAUUAAGUCUGAACACAGACAUAACAGUGAUUGCAGGAAUAGCUAACUCUUUUUACUCUGUGCUUAAGUUUUCAAAUCAUUAAGAUCAUUCUAAAUUUUAACUUUUUAAUCUUGCUUUUUUCAAUUAUCUUUCAAACACAAGUAUUUCCAUGCCAUUAAAUUACCUAUAAACAUGAUAAUAUUUAAUGUCUACAUAAUAUUCUAUUAUAUGAAAAUAUCAUAAUUUUCUUAAAAUGUUCUCUUUUUUGGACAUUUUGGUUUCCAACUUUUAGCCGUUAUAAACCACACUUUGAGCAGAACUUUUUCUUUCAGAAAAAUGGUCUUUCUUUCAGCAAAGAUCUCCCCCAGACGGACAAUCAUUAGUUCAAAAGGCAUAAAGGCGUUUUAAGUUUUCAAUACAUCAAUUGACUUUUACCAUGGUAUAAGAGAGCACCUAUUUCACUAUACCCUUACCAGUCCUGGGUCAUCUUAAAAGAAGGGGAAAAUUUUUGACUAAUUUGAUAGAUGAAGUGAUAUCUAAUGUUAACUUAUAUUUAUUGGACACCUGAUAGGGUUCAAUUCUUGGCCAUUUCUGUCCCCUCAUCUGUGAAUUCAAUUGUUUAUUUCUCUUUUAAGAUGUUAAUGCUUUAUUGAUUUGUACAGGCUCUUUGUAAAAAUAUAAAUCUGUUGUCUGUCAUAUUUAUGGUGGAUAUUUUUCUCUAUUUGAAUUUUGCCUUCAACAUCCAUUCAACAUAUAAUUAUCUGAGUCUCCCCAGGGCAUUGGUCUAGUCAUCAAGGAUGAAACAGACACAGUUCCUGCCCCUAAGGAUCUCAGAGUUUAACAGGGGAAGGCAGGGGAGUAAAUGAUGAGUGCAGUAAGGCUUUCAGAUGCUCUGUUGGAAGUACAAAUAGGCUAGAGUGGUUGCACUAAAAGAGGUAAGUGAUCACAUCUACCCUUAGGGGCUAGGAGAGGUCUCACAAGAGGAGGUGAUUCUUACCUAAGUAUAAAAUGCUGAGUAAAUUACUGGAGCCGCAAGGGACAAAGUGGGAAAAAGCAUUCUAGGCAGAUCGAACACCUACAGACAGGGCCUGCUAGGGAAAUGUCAGUAGCUGGUGUUGGACUAGGGAAUAAAACGAAAACAUAAAGCAGGUCCUGAGGAGGAAGGGGCUGGAGGGACCUCAGAGUCACACAAUAUUUUAAAUUAUAUAUAACUUUAGAUGUUUAAGUCAAAUUAAGUGUUACCUUAUUCAUCUCUUACAUAAUAUUUAAGCUAAGAAAGUCCUUCCUGACCCAGAACUUUAAUGCUUCCCUUUAUUUUCCUCUAGUUCCCAUUUUUAAUUCUUUGUUUUCAUUUUAGUCUUUACAUUUACCUGUUUAAUCCAUCUGGAAUUGACUUUGGUGUGUAUAAGCAUUCUGAAGACCUGUCCACCAAUCACAGGGCUCCUUACUGGGUGAAAAAACAACUGCUAGACAUUGCCAGGAGUCCCUAGCAACACUGCGGCUUUUGAAAUCUGGAGAGGGAGGCUGUGCAGUCAGCCGAUAGUAGAGGAGAGUGUUGAUGCUUCAGGAAGAGACGGCUCUCAGGAUGGACACCCCACCCUCUGAGGAACCCUUAGAUAAGCAAAACAAAAAACUAGAAAACCAGGAAGAGGAGAUGGAGUUUAAGGAACUGGAUGGUCUGAGGGAAGCCUUGGCAAACCUCCGGAGACUGUCCGAGGAGGAGAAGAGUGAGAAGGUGAUGCUAUACUCCCGCAUCCAGGAGCAGUCCCAGCUCAUCUGCAUCCUGAAGCGGAGGUCAGACGAGGCCCUGGAGCGCUGCCAGAUUCUGGAGCUGCUCAACACAGAGCUGGAGGAGAAGAGGAUGCAGGAGGCUGAGAAGCUGAAGGCCAAGAGCGAGCAGGCCCAGAGGCUGGAGGAACGCUUUAUGAUCCUGGCAGCCAACCAUGAGUUGAUGAUCCGCUUCAAGGAUGAACACAAAAGUCAGAACAUCAAGCUGAGAGAGGAGAAUGAGAGGCUGAGGAUGGAGAAUGACCACCUCUUCAGCCAGGCUCUGAAGGACCAGGAGGCCAAAGUAUUGCAGCUCACUGACCGGAGUGAGGCCCUCACCGAGGAGCUGGAGUCUCUGAAACAGAGGAGCGCUCAGGAGGCCUGCCAGGCCCAGGCCCGAGAGAAGAAACUGCUGGAGCUGUGCCAGAGCCAGCAGGCCUGCGCCCACACCAAGGACACAGAGCAGCUGCACAGCCAGCUGCAGAGCCUCAGGCAGCAGCACCAGCAGGCCAUGGAGCGGAUGGCUAAGGCUGAGCAGGCACACAGCCAGCUCAACCGGGAGCUGCAGGCCAGGCUGCAGGCCGUCACUUGUGAGAAAGACGAGCUGCUGCAGCUGUCCAUGGAGAGGGGCAAGGUGCUUCAGAACAAGCAAGCAGAGAUCCGCCAGCUUGAGGAGAAGUUGGAGACGGCUGAUGUGGCCAGGAGGCAUGCACUAGAGAGGUUUGAACAAGAGGCAGUGGCCGUGGACAGUAACUUGAGAGUCCGGGAACUCCAGCGCAGGGUAGAUGGUAUCCAGAAGGCCUACGAUGAACUCAGGCUGCAGUCUGAAGCCUUCAAAAAGCACAGCCUGGAUCUUUUAAACAAGGAGAGAGAACUCAACGCCAAACUCCGCCAUCUCUUUCCAUAAGGAAGUUUCUGGCUCCUCUGGCCUCCAAUUUAGAAAUCAAGUAUUUGUGCCUUGUGGCAAGAGUAAAGAUGGGAUUCCAUUUAUUCUACUUUUAAGUACAAGAGACCACUCAAAGAAAAACUACUUUACUAUGAUAUUGUUGUUGCCAUUGUCAGGAUAACACUAAUUUUCAGUCCUACCACCUAGAAUACAUGAGAUUUACCAAA
Kogia breviceps (pygmy sperm whale) is the source of this 3860-nucleotide messenger RNA. It is a transcript of the gene CCDC89, whose product is annotated as coiled-coil domain containing 89. The record is from RefSeq and is a predicted model, not a curated record. Lineage: Eukaryota; Metazoa; Chordata; Mammalia; Artiodactyla; Physeteridae.